Leishmania braziliensis MHOM/BR/75/M2904 is the source of this 3252-nucleotide messenger RNA. Its product is annotated as putative ATP-dependent DEAD/H RNA helicase. Lineage: Eukaryota; Euglenozoa; Kinetoplastea; Trypanosomatida; Trypanosomatidae. The record is from RefSeq and is a predicted model, not a curated record. Gene Ontology annotation, molecular function: ATP binding; RNA binding. Gene Ontology annotation, cellular component: nucleus; intracellular anatomical structure. The transcript has a single exon. The coding region runs from base 1 to 3252 and encodes 1083 amino acids.
AUGGUACAUCGAAUUGCAAUGUCAUUUAACCUUGAUCACAAAUCCAGUGGAGAGGGUACCAACCGGGUGUUAAAGCUGACAAAAAUCAGCGCAACAAUUGAUGCACUGAGGCGGCAGCAAGACGCGGCUGAAAUCGGGGUUCGGCUUAAGACCAUCGAUGGGUAUCAAGGGGCACAACAACUCGAGCACGACCACCUUUCUGGAAGCGAUAUUCUCUCGCUUGCCGAAAGACUCAAACUACACAAAAGCACAAUGACUGCUGAAAUCAAGGUUGCUGCAAAUGAGCUAGCCACAACGAGGAGGCCUUUUCGAGUUCGUCAGGGAGGACUCGCCGCAGCGCCUCGGCUUAGCCGACCAAUCAACCUCGCACAAAUAAAUCAGUUUCGUAUGUCACUACCAGCGUAUCGAUACGGCCCGCAGAUUAUUCGAGCGGUUCAGGAAAAUUCUGUAAUUGUUGUUUGCGGCGACACUGGUUGCGGUAAAACCACACAAAUUCCGCAGCUGCUCUACGACGCUGGGAUUUUCGACAAGCACCAUGACGUCAUCUGUACGCAGCCUCGUCGAAUCAGCGCACUCUCUGUUGCUCAGCGUGUUGCGAUGGAACGAGGUGAGGCCUGUGGAAACAGCUGUGGGUACGUUAUUCGUUUUGAGAACAUGACAAGUGCGAAUUCGAGAAUUAUUUAUCAAACUACAGGUAUUCUGUUGCGCCGCCUCCACUCUGAACCGGAGCUGCAAGGUGUGGCAUGUGUCGUCGUCGAUGAGGUGCACGAGCGCGAUGUCGAAACAGACUUUUGUCUGCUCUUAUUGCGCGAUAGACUGCGUGCACAGAAGGAGCAUCCAGACAGAUACCCAGUCCAGCUCAAGGUUGUAGUGAUGUCGGCAACAGUGCAGAUUGACGCGCUUGUGUCGUACUUUUCCGGCUACAAUAGCGAUCGCGAUAUCCCGCUCAUUACAAUCCCUGGCUCACUGUUUCCAGUGAGGGAGUUUUUCUUGGAGGAUGUCUUGCACCAAGUGGGCGCCGCGGCGUCCGCUGCACCGGCGAUGAGGCUGGUUUCGAACUUGAAGCGAGGGACGCAGCGGGGUGCCGAAACGUCAGUGGUAGAGGGUAAUGCGGGGUUCUACGAGCAGCUAAAGGCGGCGGUGUUCGACAGCUUUGACCGGGAUGUGGAGGGACUGGUUCCCUACGAUCUUGUGUGUGAUUUAAUCAAGAAGAUUCAUGACGAGUCUCAUUCUCGCGCAGAGAGCAUUUUGGUGUUCUUGCCAGGGUGGGGAGCAAUUUCCUCCAUUGCCAGUCGACUCAGGCGCUCACAUUUUGCUAGAGAGCUCUCUAUCUUGCUGCUACACUCUACUCUUACGACCGCGGAGCAGCAGCGCGUUUUUGAGCGGCCACCAAAACACUACCGCAAAGUUGUGCUCGCCACUAGCAUCGCUGAGACAAGUAUUACUAUUGACGACAUCGUCUACGUUAUUGAUAGCGGUCUUGUGAAGGGGUCAUCAUACGACCCUAUGGGGAACACCAGCGCUCUCAAGGCGACUCUGAUCGGCAAGGCAAACGGGGUGCAACGACGGGGCCGCGCUGGGCGCUGCCAGCCUGGAGUGUGCUACCAUUUGCUUCCCAAGGCGGUGUACGAUGACUUGCCUGAUUUCCUUCCCCCCGAAAUCGUUCGGUCUCCUCUCGAGGAGGUGUGCUUGCAGCUGAAGGCCAUAGAGUCGAGCCAGAACUGUGCGGAGGUACUAACGCGGGCGAUGAGUGCGCCGUCCACGGAGGCGAUAGAGCAUGCAGUGCAUUUUUUGACGGACAUGGGUGCGUUUACUGCCGAGGAGAAGAUGACUAACCUGGGCAGGGCUCUGGCAGAGCUCCCAACGCACCCACUGUUGGGCAAGAUGCUCUUCACAGCUGCUUGCUUUGGCGUCCUAGACACCAUCGCAACGAUUGCGGCCGGCCUUUCGGUAAAGACCCCGUUCAUUCGCCCUCAGGCCUUUGAGAAGAACGCCGCAAGGGAGAACCUGCUUCGCAUCGACAACAACGUUCUGUCGGAUCACUUUUGUGUGGUAACCCUUUUCACAGGCUGGAUUCGCAGUGGCCGGAGUUCGCAGUACGCGGCUUCACACUUUGCUGACAACAGCACGCUGCGUUCGCUGGAGCGGACGAAGCAGCAGUUCAUCAGAUUGGUGCUUCACUCGUCCUUUGCAAAAGGGAUUGCUUCUCCGGAGACUUACUUGUCGCGGUACGCAAGCAACAAGGGGCUUGUUAGGCUUGUUCUCCUCUGGUCUCUGUACCCGCGCAUCGCCACCAUUGAAUACCGCGCCAACCGGGACAAGCAGAACCCUCAGGUGUUCUGCUGGGACAACAAGGCCGCGGUUUUCUCCACGAAUUCGGUGCUGGCGUUCUACAAACGUAAAGACUUUUGUGCGAAUUCCUUUAUAGCAUACUACGAUCGCAUGAACCUUGAGGCGAUGCUGAGCAUUUUUGACGCAACAGCGGUGUCCCCCAUCGACGUUGCGCUGUGUCUGCGCCAGCUCACAGUGCGGCCACUGCUUGAGGUGCCGGCGCUCUUCUUGCAGGACACUGAGAGCAAACUGGCCCCAGCGGUAUACCUAAAUGUGGACAGCUUGCAAGACAAAGAGAGCUACGCGGCGAUGUUUUUUGAUGGCGACAAGAAGUUGUACGUGGCACCGAAGGAGGUGGUCAGCGUCCUUCAAACCGCGCGAGAGUGCUUGGAUUUCUUCCUCGCCACGUGCAUCAAAAGUGUACGCGCCAAUAAGUUCCCAGAUUCAUUGGUGCAUAUUUUGGCGCAGAUCGUGGGAUACUCCAUCACUGGCUUCGAUGCCCCUGUCACCACCGUGGCGGGGGCAGCUCACAUUGAUCCUAGUAUCCAACAAAUGCAGCUGACCAGUGAGCAUCUACCCGCGUUCGCCCGUCGGCAAGGGCAUGAUGACAUGGACUCGGAUGACUCUGACGAUGAGGCGCCGUUCAUCCGAGAUGACGAUGACGACACCUACCUAGAGAACUUGACCGCAGACCAAAAGGCAUCAGUGACGGCCGCCUACGGUGACUUGGCGGUGUUCCGCUGCGACGGUGUUGCAAUACUCUUGCACGCGGCCAAGAAGGCGGAGGGCUUAUCAGCCGUACCUGAGGAGAAAGCGGAGGGAAAGGAGGUGAAUGCCGCUGGCGGCGAUGAGGAAGACGAGGAGGACGGAGACGAGGUCAUCGCUGUUAACCUGAAUCUGGCUGAGAUGUCAGUUCUGUAA